AUGACUUUGAACAAUACAACUAAGGGUUAUACCAAUGAAUUAAGUAAGAGCUUAACUUUGAACAAUACAACCAAGAGUUAUAUCAAUGAGUUAAGUAAGAACAUGACUCUGAACAAUACAACCAAGGGUUAUACCAAUGAAUUAAGUAAGAACAUGACUUUGAACAAUACAACCAAGGGUUAUACCAAUGAACAGUUAAGUAAGAACAUGACUUUGAACAAUACAACCAAGGGUCAUAUCAAUGAGUUAAGUAAGAACAUGACUUUGAACAAUACAACCAAGGGUUAUACCAAUGAAUUAAGUAAGAACAUGACUUUGAACAAUACAACCAAGGGUUAUAUCAAUGAGUUAAGUAAGAACAUGACUUUGAACAAUACAACUAAGGGUUAUACCAAUGAAUUAAGUAAGAGCUUAACUUUGAACAAUACAACCAAGGGUUAUACCAAUGAAUUAAGUAAGAACAUGACUUUGAACAAUACAACCAAGGGUUAUACCAAUGAAUUAAGUAAGAACAUGACUUUGAACAAUACAACCCAUUGA
Molecule: messenger RNA, 540 nt
Organism: Limulus polyphemus (Atlantic horseshoe crab)
Lineage: Eukaryota; Metazoa; Arthropoda; Merostomata; Xiphosura; Limulidae
Product: myb-like protein A
Exons: 1
Coding region: 1-540 (179 amino acids)
Source: RefSeq, a predicted model, not a curated record